Sciurus carolinensis (gray squirrel) is the source of this 3416-nucleotide messenger RNA. Its product is annotated as alpha-1,3-mannosyl-glycoprotein 2-beta-N-acetylglucosaminyltransferase. NCBI's taxonomy places the organism in Eukaryota, Metazoa, Chordata, Mammalia, Rodentia, Sciuridae. Bases 993 to 2336 code for a protein of 447 amino acids. Gene Ontology annotation, biological process: protein N-linked glycosylation. The transcript is spliced from 3 exons. Gene Ontology annotation, cellular component: Golgi apparatus. Gene Ontology annotation, molecular function: alpha-1,3-mannosylglycoprotein 2-beta-N-acetylglucosaminyltransferase activity. The record is from RefSeq and is a predicted model, not a curated record.
AAGGAAGGGUGGUGUGUGUGUGUGUGUGUUUAGGAAUAAACUUAGGAGGGGGCCAUAAGGGUGGGUUCCUGGAACGUUAGUGCUACUACAAGACUGGAGUCAGGCCUAAAACAUUCCAGGAGAGUGCUUUCGGGAGUGGCCCUGUGAAGGAGUUUGAUGGAGAUUAGGAAUUACAUCCCUGGCACAGUUUUGAGAGCAGAGGGGGAGGUGAGGGUUGAAGAAAAGAGAGCAAGGAAUGCAUGUAGAAGGUACCUAUAUCUCGGUAUGGAAUGGAUUUAGUUCAGUUGCAGAGAGCUGGCGGAUUAAAACACUGAACACCCUAAGAAGCUUUAGAGAUCCGAUUAGUAUGUGGUGCCUUGGAUGACUGGAGGACGUUCUUUUCUGUGUUUCUUAGAAGACAGUACUUCCCCCACUCAGUACUUUUGGUUACUUUUCUGUACAAAGAAUAGGUUAAUACAGAAAUCAGCCUUCUGGGCCAUGCGGGUUCUAAGGCCUGUUUCUUCUCACGAAUCCCAGCAGAAGACAGACGGACCAGUCCUCAGGGUGGAUGACUUCCCCUGCCUGAACAGAAGAUGGGAUAGUACCUGGAUUCUGCCCAUCACUACCCUCUGAGCUUAGUAAACCAGCUGAAUGAAGGGAUGUAAUAGACCCCUGGGAGGGACUUUGAAGUCUGCAGUGUGGGGGGGAGGGGCUUGGACACACCCCUUCCCCCCAGACUCCUCCUCCUCAGAGUUCAUUCAGCCAUGGACUUUGGAACUGGAUAAGAGGAAAAAGCUGCACUUUGGUGGAUCUGAUUUGGAUUCCCAGUUUGGAAAAUGGAGUGUUGGAUGGGGAUUUCAUGAUCUCCAGAGAAGCAACUGAGAGAAGAAAGGUACAUGGCUGCUUCCUAGUCCCAUAUUCUGGAGGAAGCAACCCUAGAACUGGGCGAGAGAGCCAGGAAACCGGGCAGCCUUGAGUCCUCUGUUUGCCCGCCCUCCCCUGUGGGGGCCAGGAUGCUGAAGAAGCAGUCUGCAGGGCUUGUGCUGUGGGGCGCUAUCCUCUUUGUAGCCUGGAACGCCCUGCUGCUCCUCUUCUUCUGGACACGCCCAGCGCCUGGCAGGCCGCCCUCGGACAGUGCUUUUGAUGAUGACCCAGCCAGCCUUACCCGGGAGGUGACCCGCCUGGCUCAGGAUGCUGAGGUGGAGUUGGAACGUCAGCGGUGGCUAUUGCAGCAGAUCAGGGAGCACCAUGCUUUAUGGAGCCAGCGGUGGAGGGUGCCCACUGUGGCACCUCCUGCCCGGCCUCGUGUGCCUGUGACCCCACCGCCAGAUGUGAUCCCCAUCCUGGUCAUUGCCUGUGACCGCAGCACUGUCCGACGCUGUUUGGACAAGCUGCUGCAUUAUCGACCCUCAGCUGAGCACUUCCCUAUCAUUGUCAGCCAGGACUGUGGGCAUGAGGAGACAGCCCAGGUCAUUGCUUCUUAUGGCAGUGCAGUCACGCACAUCCGACAGCCUGACCUAAGCAACAUUGCUGUGCAACCGGACCACCGCAAGUUCCAGGGCUACUAUAAGAUUGCCAGGCACUACCGCUGGGCGCUGGGACAGAUAUUCCAUGAGUUCAAGUUCCCAGCAGCUGUGGUGGUGGAGGAUGAUCUAGAGGUGGCACCAGACUUCUUUGAGUACUUCCAGGCCACUUAUCCACUGCUGAGGGACGACCCCUCUCUCUGGUGUGUAUCUGCUUGGAAUGACAACGGUAAGGAACAGAUGGUGGACUCAAGCAAGCCUGAGCUGCUGUACCGCACAGACUUUUUUCCUGGCCUGGGCUGGCUACUGUUGGCUGAAUUGUGGGAUGAGCUAGAGCCCAAGUGGCCUAAGGCCUUCUGGGACGACUGGAUGCGCCGGCCUGAGCAACGGAAGGGCCGGGCCUGUGUGCGCCCUGAGAUCUCAAGAACGAUGACCUUUGGCCGUAAGGGUGUGAGCCACGGGCAGUUUUUUGACCAGCAUCUUAAGUUCAUCAAGUUGAACCAGCAGUUUGUGCCCUUCACCCAGCUGGACCUGUCAUACCUGCAGCAGGAGGCCUAUGACCGGGAUUUCCUUGCCCGUGUCUAUGGCGCUCCUCAGCUACAGGUGGAGAAAGUGAGGACCAAUGAUCGGAAGGAGCUGGGUGAGGUGCGAGUGCAGUACACAGGCAGGGACAGUUUCAAGGCCUUCGCCAAGGCUCUAGGUGUCAUGGAUGAUCUCAAGUCAGGUGUUCCCAGGGCUGGCUACAGGGGCAUUGUCACCUUCCAGUUCCGGGGCCGCCGUGUCCACCUGGCACCCCCACAGACUUGGGAUGGCUAUGAUCCUAGCUGGAAUUAGCAGCUCUCCCUCUUUGGUUCCUUCCUUGCCAUAUCAUGAGCUGAGAUAGGAUAGCAGUCCCUGGGCUGCAUCAUCCUGUCUGUGUUUUCCUCUUGGGUCCAUUUUAUCCUUUUUUUUUUUUUUUUGAGCGGCAUUCAAGUGCACAAAUGAUAAGGUAAGGGUUUAUUCUCCCGUUCUCAAGGGAGUCAGAUGGGGAACCAUUCUGGGGCAUGUAGGGGGGCAUUAAGCAAGAAACCACUGUGUGGUAGUGGGAGACUUGGACUUGUUGGAACUAGGAAUGUCUAUGUCCUGAGUUUUCUCCAAGUCAUCUAUAGAGAGGUUGGCAACUAACUCUCUUGAUCAAGCCUCUUCUCUCAGCCAGGGCGUGAGCCCUCCUGUACUAUUCUCCUCCUCCACCUACUCCCAAUGUGGGACUGGGUUAUGUGAGAAGGGAACAUAUUUGUGGCCAAAAGGAGACUAACAAAAAGAAUUUCAUUAUGAGGGGUAGGGUAGAGAGUUAUUUGCCAGGGUUUACUGCCUCCAGCUUCCAGCUCUCUCUCCUUACCCUGACUUCCUCUCAGCUCUUCAUUCCCUGCAGCCUAACAAUUUAUGAUUUCUAAGAUGAGAAGUGGAAGAGGGAAGAGCAAAACCCUUCCUUAGCUCAUGUCAGGGCAAAGGUGUAGGAGGAAGCCUCUGUGAGACUACCUUCUUUUUGCUUCAAAGAGACUCUAUCCUUCCCCCUUCUUUUAAAAAUCACUCCCUUCCCUGUUGCUUUAGGAGGGUUCCAUGCUGGCUUUGGUGGGAGACAAAUGAGCUCUUUGUGUCCUUUUCUCCCUGGGGUUUGGUGCACACCUCCCCCUUGAAGGCUUUGGCUUCUGGUGUCUCUCUCCGUGUGAGUUAGAGUAGCUGAGACCAGGACAGCCCUAUCCAUGGAUCAGAUUCUGCUGAGCCUCCCCCAAAUAUUGUCAUGUCCUUACAGAUCAGGAUGCAGAUGGCAGGUUGGAAAGGAAUUUGUGUGUUUUAUUUCUUGCCUGACCUCCGUUUCAUGGAAGAAAGUGGAAUCUACAGAAUUAUUUUCAAAAAUAAAGGCUGAACUGUCUG